Messenger RNA from Sebastes umbrosus (honeycomb rockfish), 4298 nucleotides. Its product is annotated as plakophilin-4-like. The coding region runs from base 655 to 4062 and encodes 1135 amino acids. The transcript is spliced from 22 exons. The record is from RefSeq and is a predicted model, not a curated record. Gene Ontology annotation, biological process: cell-cell junction assembly; cell-cell adhesion. Gene Ontology annotation, molecular function: cadherin binding. NCBI's taxonomy places the organism in Eukaryota, Metazoa, Chordata, Actinopteri, Perciformes, Sebastidae. Gene Ontology annotation, cellular component: cytoplasm; adherens junction; plasma membrane.
GCUGCAGGCUGCAUCCCUCCUCUCUCUCUCUCUCUCUCUCUCUCUCUCUCUAUCUCUCUCUCUCUCUCUCUCUGCACGGAGCUGCAUCACUUCACAGCUUGUCUCCUGCAGCAGCAGGGAGGCAUGCACCGGUGCACGAGCCUGCUGAUCGAUUCUUGUAUCGGAAACCGAUCCGUAGCCGCAUGGUGACGUCACGCCGCUGAUCGGUAAUAGUUGCUGGGCGUGUUGGUGGUGAUGUGGGUACCGCUCGGACGCACGCAAGAGGUAGAUAGAUGAGGAUGCAUUGGAGAUGAAAUAGAUAAUAUAAGAAGAAAUACUGCACGAGGAGUGUGUGUGGACGCGCACGGGACUUGUUUGUUUUGUUUAUUUUGUCGCGUGGGGAAAUGUAGUAUCUGCUGUCACUGCAGGAGGAGAGGAUGGAUGCGUAACAGGACGGAUCGAGCCAGCUGUGGCCUGCUUCUAACAGCAACAUCUGGCCGGUGAGUCGCGCUGACUGACAGCCUGCAGCCUGCAGCAGAGACAGAGAGAGGGGCUCGGUUACAGAGCAUCCUCCGGUCCUCCGGUCUCCGGUCUCCGGUCCGUCCUUCUGCAGGGUCAGAGAGGGCGCCUCAGCAGCCAGCCGGCUUUGGACCAUAGCGGGGAGGUGGAGGAGAUAUGGAGGAGGGGGACGCAGAGGGGGAAGGGCCAAUGGCGGUCAGAGACGGGCCGAGCGGUCACGGCCUCCCGCUGAACGCCAACAGCAGCAGCAGCAGCACCACCACCACCACCACCAACCUCCUGGCUUCUGUCAAAGAGCAGGAGCUUCAGUUUGAGCGGCUGACUCGGGAGCUGGAGGAGGAGCGGCAGAUCGUGGCGAGCCAGCUGGAGAGGUGCAUGCUGGGAGCGGAGUCGCCAGGGGGAGACAGUAGCAGCUCAUCCGAGAAGUCGUUUGCAUGGAGAUCUGCAGGUGGAGAGUCGCAGGGCGGAGUCCUGGAGGCGUCUGGACGUCACCUGGAAGCGGAGGAGGGACUCUUCAUGCCUGAACCGGACCGCGCCUCCCUGCAUGACAGUGAGGGUUCAGGAGGUCACUCGGCCCAGAUGACCUCGUAUUCAGACAGCGGCUACCAGGACAGCAGCGUUAGUUACUACAGCAACCAGAACGUGGUGCGUUCGGAGCCACGAGCCUCGAUAUCGAGAAGCCCGAGAGCUGAGGGUCAAGCCUCUGGGCAGGUGUCUGGCCGGGUGUUACGGAGGAUGGCCUCCCUCCCUUCCAGGAGCCAGAGUCCCGGUGGCACUGUCGGUACCGUCUCGCCCUCCCGCAUCUCCCUGCGGACAUCCCAGGGCAGCACCUACGAUUCGCCCAUCCUCUCGGAGCCGAAACCUCUGGCUGCCGUAUUCCCCGGCACUUUAAUGCCGCCCUCGUGCCCUUCGCCAACAUCCCCGACCGACGGCACUCAGGCUCUUGGUGGUGGUGUUUUAGGAGGAGGUGGUCGUCUGGGCUCCACUCUCUCUCUGGUGGAGGGGAGGUGUUUGACGGGGUCGCCGCUGCGUUCGGGGAUGACGGCGGUGCCGCAGCACUACGGCUCCACGCUGCCCAGGCAGAGCCAGCCGCUGGCGUACGGAGCUGAUCCAUACGGGCUGUACCAGAGGAGCGCUCUGCCCCGCCCCGACAGCCUCAUAGGGCUUCACAGCUCAUACGCCGGCCAUGCGGGGCAGAUAGACCCAGAGCUGAGGGCGGCGUUGUCUCCGGACUGCCACAUGACGCCCAUUUUCGAUGAGCGCUCCUUCCACAGCCCGCUGUACCACAGCCCCUCCCACGACCCCCAGGGCUCCCUCUACAGGACAAACACAGGUAUGGGGACCCUCCCUCGGGCCACCAGCCACUGCGGCACGCUGCCGUACCAAAGAAGCAGCUACGGGCUGAGCACUGCCGCUCUGUACGUCGACUCCUACAGGGUCUCCGGCGAGCCCGUCUUCUCCCACCGCCACUCUGGGCUGGUGGAGCGGGUGGCCACGCGAACCCCGUCCAUCGAGAGCAUCCAUAAGGACCCCAGGGAGUUUGCUUGGCGUGACCCCGAGCUGCCGGAGGUCAUCCACAUGCUGCAGCAUCACUUCCCCUCCGUCCAGGCCAACGCCGCCGCCUACCUGCAGCACCUGUGUUACGGAGACAACAGGGUCAAGGUGGAGGUGUGUCACCUGGGAGGGAUCCAGCACCUGGUGGACCUGCUGGAUCACAAGCUGACCGAGGUUCAGAAGAGUGCCUGCGGGGCCCUGAGGAACCUGGUGUACGGCAAAGCCACCGACAACAACAAGGUGGCGCUGAGGAACUGCGGCGGCGUGCCGGCGCUGCUGCGCCUCCUCAGGAAAACAACCGACAACGAAGUUCGCGAGCUGGUCACCGGCGUCCUCUGGAACCUCUCCUCAUGCGACGCCGUGAAGAUGACCAUCAUCCGUGACGCUCUGUCCACGCUGACCAACACUGUCGUCAUCCCCCACUCGGGCUGGAGCAGCGUCUCGCACCGCGACGAACACAAAGUCAAGUUCCAGUCCUCCCUGCUGCUGCGCAACACCACCGGCUGUCUGAGGAACCUGAGCUCAGCAGGGGAGGAGGCGAGGAGUCAGCUGCGUUGCUGUGAAGGUCUGGUCGACUCGCUGCUUCACGUCCUCAAAGCCUGCGUCAACACCUCCGACUACGACAGCAAGAUUGUGGAGAACAGCGUCUGCACCCUGAGGAACCUCUCGUACCGGCUGGAGGUGGAGAUGCCCUCCUCUCGCCUGCUGGGCAACCAGGAGCUGGACACCCUGCUGGGCUUCUCCUCCCCGGCCAAGGAGCUGGACUACCUCUGCUGGGGCAAGAGGAGGCGCGGCAGGAAGAGGGGCGGCUGGCCCGACGACAAGUGGGACGGUGUCGGGCCGAUCCCGGGUUUCUCCCAGUCUAUGAGGGGUGCAGAGCUGCUGUGGCACCCGAUAGUGGUGAAGCCGUACCUCAACCUGCUGGCCGAGAGCUCCAACCCCGCCACGCUGGAGGGCGCCGCCGGGUCACUGCAAAACCUCUCCGCUGGAAACUGGAAGUUCUCAGCCUACAUCCGAGCGGCGGUGCGUAAAGAGAAAGGUCUGCCCAUCCUGGUGGAGCUGCUGAGGAUGGACAACGACCGGGUCGUCUGCUCCGUCGCCACCGCCCUCCGCAACAUGGCGCUGGACAGCCGCAACAAGGAGCUCAUAGGAAAGUACGCCAUGAGGGAUCUGGUGAACCGGCUGCCUGGCGGCAGUCCGCCGGUGCUGUCUGACGAAACGGUGGCGUCGGUCUGCUGCACGCUGCACGAGGUCACCAGCCGCAACAUGGAGAACGCCAAAGCUUUAGCCGACAGCGGCGGCAUCGAGAAGCUGGUGGAUAUCAGUAAAGGACGAGGGAAAGGGUACUCCAUGAAGGUCGUGAAGGCAGCAGCUCAGGUGUUGAACACGUUGUGGCAGUACAGAGAGCUGAGGAACCUCUACAAACAGGACGGCUGGAACUACACUCACUUCGUCACCCCCGUCUCCACGCUGGAGCGAGACCGCUACCUGUCCCAGCCGACGCUGCCCACCAGCCCGCUGCAGAUGUCCCCCGUCAUCCAAUCAGGUGGUAGUGCGACAUCCUCGCCGGCGAUGCUCGGGAUAAGAAGACACAGUUCAAACUACCAGAGGGCGCAGUCAUCUAUGCAACUCGACACGUAUUAUGGAGACAACAGUUUACACAAACGACAGUACACAGGGUCUGAGAAGAAAACUCCGUAUUUCAUCGGGACAUAUUCUUCCCAGUCAGGAGAGGAUUUGAGACGGUCCCAGCACACAGAGCCAUUUUACGACGAGCCCGACAGGAAGAACUACAACAGCUACAGAAUGUACCUGUCGUCCCCUCAAGACUUCGGAGAGGCGCCCUACGAGGACGAACCGGUCCACCUGACCCCGUCCUCCCCCGACGGCUACGCCGGCCAGUCGCUCCAGUUCAAAGCCAACACCAACUACGUGGACUUCUACUCCACCACGCGGAGGCCUUCAAACAGGGCCAACAAGUUCACCGGCUCCCCCGACUCCUGGGUGUAGACACCGUGUACGUUGAGCUUCUGUUUCCGUGGGUGUUUGUGUGUGUGUGGGGAGUGCACGGUUUGGGUGUCGGGAGUGCACGUCUGGGUGCUGUAUGGUUGUGUGAAAGGUGGAGGAUGCAUGUGAAUGUGUGAGUAUCUGUGUAGAAACUGUACUGAAUGACCAGGGCUCGGUUUGCUACCUGCAGCUUCUGACUAAGUUACACCAUGUGCACAAUAAUGCUGAUAAAUAUGAAC